Vespula pensylvanica (western yellowjacket) is the source of this 4771-nucleotide messenger RNA. RefSeq names its product golgin subfamily A member 4 (gene Cep164). Lineage: Eukaryota; Metazoa; Arthropoda; Insecta; Hymenoptera; Vespidae. The transcript is spliced from 11 exons. The record is from RefSeq and is a predicted model, not a curated record. Bases 236 to 4171 code for a protein of 1311 amino acids. Gene Ontology annotation, molecular function: protein binding.
UUGUACGUGCUCCUCUUCUCUCGAGUUCUGGUCGCAUUGACCGCGGUUCGUAGUCGCGCUCUCGCGAUCUCCUUGCGGAAGGUGCAUGCGUGCGCGCGCGCGCACGGUCCUCGUAAUAGAAGGCCGAUAUGGAAAAUGAUCGGACGAUACGAGGGAUCGUGCUGCUACGGAUUCAUCUUAAACGACGUGAAUUCUUCAACGAGUAAUAUACAAGAUCGUCAAGAAGGUGCUCAGGAUGAGCGGCUCUCAACAAGAAAAUGCGGCGACCAUCGUCUGCAGGGAGGUUUUCGACGAGACUUCUCACCCCUCCAACGAAGAGGUACUGGAUUAUGCCAAGAGACUCGGAAUCGACCCAGAUACCGAAGCACAUUUACUCCCUCUGGCACGCGAAGGACUUAUGGCUGCCCUUCCAAAGGGCUGGAUACCAUGUUACCACGAAACCAGUGGUGCUUGGUAUUAUUAUCAAGCUUCUACCAGCACAACCACAUGGGAACAUCCCUUAGAUUCAGUAUAUAGGGAACUCGUCGAUCAAGUCAGAAGUGGUAAUCGACAAAUGAGCGUUGAGGAAGACUCGAAGACAACCGCGAAAGAUUUGGAGUCCCACGAGGAGGCAACUUUGCCUAAGGAAGGAAAUAUCUCGCGAGAAAAUACAAUCUUGAAAACGAAGAUCCCGACAAAGUUGGCACCAUUGAGAAAGAUCGAUAGAAGUCAGGAUGGAAGGAAGAAAGAAGAGAGAAUUCGUUCUCGACGAGAGAGCGAUACCAAAUCGGAUAUUAUCUCUUCCUUGUCGACCGAUCGAGCAGCCAGAGAUUAUACGAAUCUUAAGUUCCAAGAUCCUAACUUUUACGAAUGUCCUAAAUUGUUAGACAACGUUAGUAUGGCUGGUAGCACGGAGACUACUCCGAUCACUACGCCUAAGAAAGAAUUGGAUUUGAAGGAAGUACUGAAAAGAUCCGAGUCACUUAGUCCAAGACACGAGAAAGAUUGGGAACAACUUUCUAGUAAGUUUAGUUCGGAAGAGAACAUCAUUGAUAUCGAUAAGCUCAGCGCCAGUGCUCUGGCCAGAUCUGAAAGGACUGAGAAAUUCGACAAGGAGAAACAUCCGAGCCAGUUGGGCCAACAAAAGGAAUUAACAUUAAGCGGAGGUGGUUCGAUGUUUCUAAAGAGUAAUCGCAGCAGAGAUACCACACCUAGUCAAGACAGUGCUAAAUUAGAGGAUUUCCGUGUCGGUGCUGAAGUCGUUGUCCCGGAUGCACUCAAGUCCAUUUUGAGAGAGAAACAAUCGGAGGAUGACGAGAGGCCGUUGGACGAGGAACGGAAGAGUGUACGAUUCGAUCUUGAGAAAGAAGUCGACAUUAAGUUCACUUAUUCUGGAUCGGAAGACGAAUGGGAUUCCGGAUCGGAAGAACAAAAUCCACCUAUCUCGGCCACUACUACGGUUGAUCGUCAGUCGACAGGCUCGGAAACGUCGGCUUGGAAAACGACUGCUCGUUCUUUCGACGAAGACAACAAAGUUGACGUCGAAGAGACUAACGUGAGAAAGAGUACGCUCUUUACCAAACUACAACCUUUACCAAAGAGUAGCAAAAUCGUUGGGAAGAGAUUCGUCGUUAGAAACGUUUCCGAAAGCGAGCAUCGUACUCAAAUGAAUGCGAACGAGACGUCGUCUAUCAAGAUUGAAGAAAUCGAACAGAACGUUCAAAACAGUAGCAACAAGUUCGAGAAUAUUAAAAAUAUCGACGUGAUAUCGAAAAGCGAGACAGAGUCGAGUAUAACAAGAAAUACGGACUCGACUAGCGUACCAGAAAAAACGUGGAAGACUACUGUUAGGCUACGCAAAAAUAGUGUAAAUGGGAGUUUUGAUCUCGCUAGGAUCGAACGAGAGCUUGAGAGUUCUCAUCGUCCUGGAAAAUCCAAACUUGAACAUUCGAGAAGUUUCGAGGAUACGAAAAUGAAUUUAACCAAGGAACAUGAAAAAGAGAUGGAAGCUUUGAAGAAAGAGUUUGAGGAAAAACUUGAACAAGCUAGAAAAGAAUUCGAAGAGAACCUUCGGGUUAAGAAAGAAUCCCUUAGGCGUAACUUUGAAGAGAAAUUGAUUGAAUUUAAACGAGAAAUGGCUGAGAAGGAGGAACAAGAAAUACAAAAAUUGAUAGCAGGAAUGGACGAAUCAAGAGCGGAAAAUUUGAAGAAGGUUAGAGAAGAAUUAGAAGUUUGUUACGAGAAAGAACGUUUAGAGAUAUUAACCAGCUUAAAAACCGAACUGAAUGAAAGAAAACGCGAACUUCUCGAGUUAAGAAAUCAAGAAAUGGAGAAGCUUGAGAGCGAGCAUGAACGUGAUCUCGGUGAAGAAAAACUUGCGAAGUUGAACGAGUUUGAGUUGAAUAAGCAACAGAGUGAAAGAAUCGAGGCAUUGAAAAAGGAACUGGAUAAGGAGUUUGAUGAUGUCAGAACUGAACUAAGAAUGCAGCAGAGGGAGAAAAUAACAAAACUUACGGAGGAACACGACAAGUGUCUUGCCGAGAUCCUGCGUGACUUUAGAAUCGACGAGGGUCUUGCUCGUAAGAUGUACAAACAACGGUUAGAGGAAAUCCGUGCUGAUUUUUCUCGAGACGUUGAAAAGGAAGCUAGAAAGCAGACCGAACUUGCCAUUCAACAAGAGUGUAUGGACUUCGAGAAGAUGCGUUGCGAGAAACGUCUACUGCAGGACAAGUAUAUGGCCUUGAAGGAGAAAUACAUGAAGUUGAAGAACGAUGUAAGGCUAACCGUUGAGAGAAGGAAUAAGAGCAGAGGUGGAUACACCACAGCAUCGGAAACGGAGAGAUCGAAAACUGAGAAGACUGAUUCGUCCGAUCAAAAUACCCCGCUGAGGAGCACACAUUCAACGAAUUCCGUGGCAAACGCUAAACCGACAGAAGUAGUAACUCGGACAGCAACAAACGAGAAGAGUCAGAGCUUAAACGAAAGCGAGGAUUCGAAAAGCGCGGCCAAAAGCAGCCAGGGGUUUCGAGGCGUUGUUUCCACCAAUAGCGUGCCUUCUUCGAAGAACGCCGCGAAAUUUGAAUCCGACGACACUACUACAGCGAGUGAAACGAAUGCGAACACAAUGAGGAGACGUAAAAGUCUUGGAAGAAAGACUAUUUCUAAUAGCAAACAACAAAACGCUACUCCUAAUACCACAGGCAACAACAAUAACAACAAUAAUCUCGAUAAUCCCGUAGAAAAUAUCAGAAAACAAUUGGAGAAGCUUGAACAUCUUGGCGAUCAAUUGCCAAGCAACGAAACGGCCUACACGCUUCGAUAUCCUUUCCAGGAUAAAGCACCAGCGAAUGCCUCCUCGGAGUUAGAAUUCUUUCGGCAUCGGAUACACGUGGAAAGGGAUUCAGUAAGAAGGGCUAGAGAAGCAUUGAAACAACAGAGGAAUGCUUUUCAGGGUAGACAGAGAGCUUUGAAACAACGAAGUGCUAGAGCUACGUUAGAACAGCUGGUCCAGGAAGAACGUGAACUCUCCGACAUGGAAGUCAGCUUACAUCGUACUAGAAGUCUUUUAGGCGAGAAAGUCAUUCAUUUGAGACACUUGGAACAAUCUUUAGAAAGAGUAGCAAAUGCUAAAAGAAACGAAAAUGAUGCUACGUCGACAAAGAAUGACGAGUUGACCUUAAGCGACAUGUCCAGCGCCAGUAGCGGCUUCAGUUCGACAGAUAUUGGAACUGAUACUUUUAUAGAUAAGCCAGAUCAUUAUCAAGAGUCAACAGAGAUAAUCGCUAAUUUAGAGAAUCUCAACUCUGAAAUACGUGAGAUUUGGAGUGUCCUGAAUAAACGUCAAGAUAGCAAUAUUCCACCACCACCGACUUUGAUGUAUUCCUAUUUAAGAUGGUUACGUCUUCAUCCUCUCACUGCUUCAACGACCAAUAUACAAGGAACCUUUGGCACUCCGAACAUCCAAUCGAAUAUCUUGUCUCAAUUGACCGCAGCGCAACCACCAACAACAACAACUACUCAAAACAUAAUCGCUCAAUAUGGUCCUAAUAGUGGGUUCACCACAAGCGUUGGAAACACCGUUGAAAAGAGUUCUUCAAAUUUGGCUGAUAGAACUCGAAAUCUCAGGGAUUGGUUAAGACAAGCUCGUGUCGAGACAACCGACAUGAUUGGCCCUGGACAAGCAACCCUCUAAAAAAGAAGAAAUCUUAUUUCACGAAAACAAACAUACUUCUUCCUCGUAUAUCUCUUAUCCGUAGCUGUGAAAUUCUUACUUCGAUAUCGUUUUCGAAAAAUGUUGUUGCUGAUUAGUUCCUCGACUAUUUCGCUAAUCGAAUCUCUUGAAUUAGACGACGAAUUAGACGAUUUACUUGAAUUAAGUUAGAGAAAGGGUGAACGAUACUAUUUUAUGAUUGAAAUAGUUCUGACACAAACACACACAUAUGCAGACAGAUAUAAACAGACUAACUUAUCCGAUAAAAUAGUCUGAUGCGAAUCUUCGACAAAGCGUGAUCGCGUCGAUCGUUUCUUAAAGUCAUCAAUAUGGAACAUAGUUGAGAGCGUAAUCACGUUUUUAAUUCCGAUUGAACGACGAUUUGGAAAGGGAGAUAUACGCUGUUAAGUGCAUUAUAUUUUAUGAUGAUACUUCUCUAUUAUAAUUCUAGUCGACAUUUAAAAAAAAAAAAAGAAAGAAAAGGAGGCUGUAAAUACCAAUAUUUUCGAUACUAUUUCAAUCUUGAAAUAGAGCCUUAACCACCCAUUAAAUAUGUCACUGUAAUACACUGUAUGAAUGUAA